Molecule: messenger RNA, 1495 nt
Organism: Toxorhynchites rutilus septentrionalis
Lineage: Eukaryota; Metazoa; Arthropoda; Insecta; Diptera; Culicidae
Exons: 2
Coding region: 2-844 (280 amino acids)
Source: RefSeq, a predicted model, not a curated record
UAUGAACCGUUCGUUAGUACUAAUAUGUCUCCUGGGCUGUCUCAGUGGGACUUACGCUCAAUUCGCGGGCGUCUCAGUAAAAGCCGAAAGUCUGAUAAAAUUAGCAGAAAACUUGAAGGAAUUUGGCAGCGCUGUGGCCAGAUACAACAAUAGCCUGACCACCGCACGCAAAAGCGUGAUGGAUGAAGUGAUCGACUUGUUGGGUCAAAUGAACAUUACCUACACGAAGUUAAACGAGACGUACGGUGCUAGCCAGAGCUAUUUGGAGUAUCUGAUGAACAACAUGCAGUACUUCAAUCAAACGGUUUUCUACGCGGAAUCAUCACUGUACAUGGAGGUCAACUCGGCAUUCAUAGAUACGGUUGGUGUCCUGCAAAAGACCGUCUCUGCAAUCCUAGAAAAGUAUGAUAAUCUGUUGAGGAACAGUUACUAUGCAGGAGACAAGGGUGAUGCGUGCAUUAAGCUUAACGCCAAUAAGCUGAUCGCCGUUCCAAAUGCGUUGAAGGAGCUAACUCAGUGUUUGCACACAAAAACAAACACUGUUGAAUUUGCGUCCUCUAGUGUUGUGUACGUCGUAAGAAAUGUGAAAGCUGAUUUCAAUGCGCUCACCAACCAGCUGGGAAUAUGCAAUCCUAGUUCGACCAGUUGCAUAAAUCAGUACUUUAACUUUAUCACUGAAGAGCCAAUGAAAACACAGAUGGAACUCUACAUAGUAUAUUCUGUAUUGGGAUGGGCCUUCGAUAAUGCCCGCAUCAACAAUUACUUCUGUGGCAUUUUAUUGGAUGCUUCUAUUCAGGAUACGAUGACAGAUUUAAGCAAUGCUUUGAGUACCUGUAUGGUGUAAACCGGACUGCUUGUUCUGUUCUUUUCUCAUUCAGGAUGAAAUGGAGUAAAGUACAAAGCAUUGUGGAUGCCAUUGUGUAUGUUUUAUUUUGAGUACUAAAAUAAAAUGUGCAGAAUCAGAAAGUUUCGAAAGUUUUGAAAAAAUAUAGCGCCUUUGGUCCCGAGACCAUGAAAACUAUAGAAAACAAAUAAAAUUAAUAAUAACGAAAACAUGAUUCAAAUUUUCAACUGUAAUAUUUUUCCAAAAAAGACCAGCUAAUUGGCUUUAAUUUAAUAUAUCGAACAUCUAAAUUGGUCCAGUGGUUAUGAGUUUUAGAAAAAAGUCAUUUUUGGCAAAAAUGCGAAAAAAAUGAUUUUUUGGACCACCCUAAAAUGGAAACGGUCACCCUAACAAAAAAAUAAAAAAUACGGGUCUAAUAAUUUGCGAUAAUGAACAAAACUACCACUUUUGACGAAAAUGUGAGAACCACUAUAUCGGUUUGGCAUGGAAUGGCUGUAUAAAUAUAUUUUUUGUUUUUUGAAUUAAAGAGAAGAAUUGAAUUUAUCAUUGUUACAAUCUUCUUACAUCCCAUCCUUUUCCUAAUGAAAAUGUGACACAUUUCUAAACUCGAGUCGACCGCGAGUAAUCGUUUUCCUAUUUAAUUAACAUAGA